Paraphaeosphaeria sporulosa is the source of this 1009-nucleotide messenger RNA. Its product is annotated as endoglucanase-like protein precursor. NCBI's taxonomy places the organism in Eukaryota, Fungi, Ascomycota, Dothideomycetes, Pleosporales, Didymosphaeriaceae. The coding region runs from base 1 to 984 and encodes 327 amino acids. The transcript has 2 exons. Gene Ontology annotation, biological process: glucan catabolic process. Gene Ontology annotation, molecular function: hydrolase activity, hydrolyzing O-glycosyl compounds. The record is from RefSeq and is a predicted model, not a curated record.
AUGCGUUUCCAACUUCUUGCAACGCUGGCCUUGGCCUCGAGUGCGCUUGCGCAGACUCGCAAGCUCAAGUGGUUUGGCAUCAAUGAGUCUGGCGCCGAGUUCGGCGAGGGAACGUACCCAGGAACUUACGGAAAGCACUACAUUUGGUACGACUACAACACGAUCGACCAGUUCAUUGCCCAGGGCAUGAACAUGUUCCGUCUGAACUUUGCCAUGGAGCGCCUCACUCCUAAUAGCCUGACCGGCGCCUUCGACCAAUACUACCUCGGCAACCUCACCGAGCAGGUAAACUACAUCACUAAGAAGGGCGCCUACGCCAUGAUCCAGCCGCACAACUACGGCCGCUUCUACUCAAACAUCAUCACCGACACCGCGGGCUUCAAGACUUGGUGGCAAAACGUCGCCGCAAAGUUCAAAGACAACGAGCUCGUCGUUUUCGACACCAACAACGAGUACCACGACAUGGACCAAACGCUCGUCUUCAACCUCAACCAAGCCGCCAUCGACGGCGUUCGCGCAGCAGGCGCUACAAAGCAGUACAUCACCCCCGAGGGCAACAGCUGGUCCGGCGCGUGGACAUGGGUGUCCUCGGGCAACGGCGCGUCCCUUGUCAACCUCAAGGACCCGCAAAAUAAGCUCGUCUACCAGAUGCACCAGUACCUCGACACUGACGGCUCCGGCACACACGCGGAGUGCGUGUCCACCACGAUCUUCAAAGAGCGGUUGCAGGCUGCGACGCAGUGGCUCAAGGACAACAAGAAGGUUGGCGUGAUUGGAGAGUUUGCCGGCGGGAACAACACGCAGUGCAUCACUGCCCUGCAGAAUGGGCUCAGCUACCUUGGACAGAAUUCGGAUGUUUGGUACGGCGCGCUGUGGUGGGCUGCGGGGCCGUGGUGGGCGGACUAUAUGUACAACAUGGAGCCGACUAGUGGAACCGCGUGGAAGGUGGUGCUGCCGAAGAUUAAGAGUUAUUUCGUGUCGUAGGGGAUGUUGAAAGGAGGGGAUUCGC